Messenger RNA from Lichtheimia ornata, 2871 nucleotides. RefSeq lists its product as uncharacterized. The record is from RefSeq and is a predicted model, not a curated record. The transcript has 2 exons. Bases 1 to 2871 code for a protein of 956 amino acids. Lineage: Eukaryota; Fungi; Mucoromycota; Mucoromycetes; Mucorales; Lichtheimiaceae.
AUGGAUCUCGGCAGCCUUCUCAAUCAGGGCUCACAGGGCUUGGACCUUGAAGAGCUACAACGCAUUCUCUCUCAAUCAGAAAGCAGCACUAAGCUCGAUCGCAUCACCAAUCCGACCUUCUCUUUCCCUGACGCCAUGGACGACACAUAUGAGUUUUUUGACGUAUUCGUUCGUAUUUUAUUAUCAAUCGAGUAUACGGACGAAGCUUUUGGAUCUCAAUACACUAUGACGAUCGUGGUGGAAGCGUUGCGUACAUGCAUAAACGGGUUACUACAACGACAUGGAUUUGGAUGGCUGAUUCAACUACCACGACGACUUUCCGAUAUGACAUGGCGUAUGCUGCAACAAAAAGAGGAUCCAGCAAUUCUGAUCUACUUGUAUGGAUUGGUGUUGACAAUUGCGACGCAACGAGAUACAUUGACAUUGGAGGAUUGGGCAAUAUCGCUGGUGGAAUUCAUCAAGGCCAAGCAUAGCACCAUCAUGUGCCACAUCUGGUUGUAUUUGUGGUCAGUUGAUGAUACCCAAAAAAAGGACACCAAGUCGUUCUUCUUUCAGUCAUUAAAUGGUAUCCUUGGCAACAACGAAGAUGAUGAUGGAUGGAACAAGUGUAUCAAAUCGAUGGUGACCAUUCUCAAGGAACAGCAAAUGUCUUUGUUAUAUCAAAUCGAUGAAAAGCUGGGCAAUGUCUUGUGGCGACCCUCGUUCACUACUGAUGAAUGCGUCAUUGCUUAUGCCACUCUUCGACUCACGUCCAAUCGUGCUCUUUCUGAAUUCCCUACAAGCUGCCAAAUCUUGAAAAGGAUUCUUGAUACAGAAAAAGCUUCAAUACAACAAGACAAUCCAUUAUUGAACCCAAUCGUGGAGGAAUCGCUUCCAGGAGACGCCGUUGCCAAGAUGAAGCUGCUGCAGAAGGCUAUACUGAUAUGGAUGAACGAAUACAAAAAGCUUGGCGAGACACAGUUUAAUAUGUAUUUGCAAACGCUCCUCAAAUCACAGUAUCCCACCGACAACAAAAGAAUACUUGAUGCGCUUGUGGCCUAUUGGACAACUCGUGAUCCUUAUGGAAACCAACAGGAUGUGAUCCUUGACACAUUUAUGGAGAUUUUGGGGAAGAUCAAGUAUCACCAACGUGCAUCGCCCUAUUACGCCUUCAUUGAGUAUUUCAAAGGAUGGAGUGGACGUGCUGAUGAAAUGAGCGACACCAAUGGAUACAACAUCACAGCCGGCGCCGAGAUCAAUGUAUCGCGCUAUGUUGGCUAUGGCAAUCCAGCACUUUUACGCGGAUGUUGUCGAAUGCUUGAGCGAUUAUCUAGCAGCAAAGCAGCUUAUGGUUGGAUCGUUUCGUGCAUUGAAAAUGUACAUCCGGAUAUUGCGGUAUGGUAUGUUGGUUGGCUCGUUGAGCAGUGCAAUCAUACCAAGCCUCAAUCAUCUCCCUAUGGCAGACUCAUGGAAUGGGUGCUUGGAAGUACAAGGAUGGUGGACUUGGCCAUGGACGUUGUACCUGUCAUUUUGAAAACGAUCAUUGAUGAGCGUUGGUCGUGGUUUCUUCAGCAAUCCAAAUGCAGCAAAGUCAUCAUCAAGUACUUUCAGGGAUAUCCACAGCUAUCGACACAGCUUUUGAUCAACCAUUUAUUGGAAACCAGGUCCAAACACUUUAUCGACAAUCUCCUCAGGAAGCUUCAAAAAGUGAUGCCGAGCACAGAGCUCAACAGCACCGAUUCUCGUGCCUGGUUUGCCAAUCAUUUUAUGGGCCCUGUUGUAACCAUGGUGAGCGAAUCAAAAGAGGAUUCAGUGGCAUUGCAAUUGUUUCAUCGUAUGCUAAGCGAUGCUGAUUCAUAUGAAUUUUUCCUCGGCACAUCACUGAAUGGCAGCGACAUCAUUCCUCCCUCAGCUUUUGAGAUUUUGCACGUGACAACUCAGCACAAUGUAUUUUCGGUUCAACAUCUUGGGAUGGUGUCUUUAUUACAUGAGAUGGUACAAUUGCGUGACAAGGUCAAAACACAAAGGCUGGUGACUGAAUGGGAACGUCAAUGGCUCAAGGACAAUGGCACCCUAUUUUCGGUUUCCAAAAAGUGGGUAUUUCAGCUCAUUGGCUUGUACGACAAAGCCCCUGCCCAGAUCAAACAAAUGAUUGAGCAAUUCAUCAACAUUGGCAUCCAACAUGAUCAGCAAACCUCAACGAAUCAACAUGAAUUUUCAAAAACGAUGAUGGAAUUGAUGAUGAUUGGAGACGUACCCGAAAUCGAGACGUUGUUUGAUUUAUUUUCGCGAUCACAUGAACAAUACAGCAAAGUCGACGACGACCGAGACGAUGAAGUUGUAUUUAUUAUCAUCAGCAUUCUACUUUCAAUUGGUGAAGAAUUACAAUUCGCGCACAACCAUCCAGAAUACUACCCAAAGACAACAACACCACCACCACCACCACCACCAGCAAUGCUUGAACAGGAAUGGGAUUCAGGGAGUGAGCAAAAGAUGGGAAACAAGAAGCGUAAAGUGACGACAUCGAGGAAACAGCAAGCUUCCAAAUGGCAAAAGAUGAAAGGACGUAAGCAACAACAACAACAGAAGCAGCGGCAACAGCAAACACAGUAUUCGGCACGGCAUUUGUUAAUAUUGUUGAGCCAACGAGCGAUAUCAUUUCUUGAAACUGUGAUGGAAGAUGAACCUGGAGAGAGUCCUUUGAAAGAAAUAUGGCGCACCAAAUUGACGACACAACCGCUCUUUUACGAAUCACUACGAUCCCUAAGCCAAGCAGUGGAGAGUGAAGGCGACCUUCGUGGUGACCUGCAGGCAUUGGUUGAUCGAUGUUUGGGACGCCUUUCCAAGGAAAAAGUGAAUCAAGCCCGAACCAUUUUGGAUUUCAAUAGCUAA